This is a messenger RNA of Doryrhamphus excisus (bluestripe pipefish), 901 nucleotides long. RefSeq names its product oxidoreductase-like domain containing 1 (gene oxld1). Lineage: Eukaryota; Metazoa; Chordata; Actinopteri; Syngnathiformes; Syngnathidae. The record is from RefSeq and is a predicted model, not a curated record. Gene Ontology annotation, cellular component: mitochondrion.
CAACACAGUAUAGUAAAAUUUUAUAAUGUUGACUUUUUAUACCCUUUAUAGUAUUUUACAGUUAAAAUUGAUUGUACUGUAACACAUGUACUAUAGUGACACCUGCUGGACAUUAUAUAUAAAUGCAACUAGUCCGUUUGUUACCGCCUACACUUACCAUUGGUCAGCGUGAGGAAUAUUCGUUUCUGAUUGGUCACAUUAUUUUCCUCAGGAGCAAUCGUUGCUUAGGUUUACAGAGGUUUCAUUUCCGGGAAAAUGAAAGACUGUUUACAAGUAACCUGCAUCACGUUUAGCCCCUGAGUGAUUAUAUUUAAAAAAAACUUCACACUCAGCGAGAAUAAAAAUAGUCAAACUCACAACCAGACAUUGUUUGGACACGGGGAUGGUUUAUUUGGCGGUCAAUAUGGCGAGGUCCAUGACGUCUUUACGACAGCUGUGCAUGGCAUCAUGGAGGGGGGGUCUGCUCACCUGGAACGUUCGCAGCUCAACUGUUGGACCAGAUUCACCAACGGGCCCAUCGGACAGCAGCGACCCACCCCCUGGUGACAGUGCUUGUCGGGCUGAGCAGGGUCCCCCCGCACCCCCCACCUACUGCUGCAUGAGCGGCUGUCAUAACUGCGUGUGGAUAGAACACGCCGAGCAGCUGCUGGCCUACUACAACGACGGCGGCGAGCGUGCGUUGGCUGCUGUGGAGGAGAACGUUCUGGACGACAACCUGAAGACUUACUUGAAGAUGGAGAUAAGGCUCUUGAAGAAGACCUGAUGUCAGUGCUGAAUCCUGACACCAAGAGCUGCCUCCACCAGGCCUGAUCCUGAAGGAUGGUUUACUCCUCAUGAUGCUUGAACGUUGAUGAGACUGAAUAUCACUUUUAUUUUCACUUGCACUUUGAAGUUGUUGGAG